Messenger RNA from Contarinia nasturtii (swede midge), 2110 nucleotides. RefSeq names its product 2-phosphoxylose phosphatase 1. Gene Ontology annotation, molecular function: phosphatase activity. The record is from RefSeq and is a predicted model, not a curated record. The transcript has 3 exons. NCBI's taxonomy places the organism in Eukaryota, Metazoa, Arthropoda, Insecta, Diptera, Cecidomyiidae. Bases 297 to 2051 code for a protein of 584 amino acids. Gene Ontology annotation, biological process: dephosphorylation.
CCAUCUCACGGUGAAUGGCAUACAACUAUUCUCAAGACACUAUGUUGUUUUUCAGCAUGGCAUUUGCCUGUCCUGCGCUCUGAAUUUGUGGUAAAUAGAAAAUCGAAUCGAAAAAAUGUCAGCGAAAAAUUGUGCCCACCAAAAAUACAUUUCAUUUUAACAAUUAAAAUCAAUUCAAUUUUAGCAACAACCAUAUCAUUAGUCAUGUAAAAUUUUAAAAAAGUCAAUUCUAUUUUAGCAAUUCAAACAUUUCAUAGUUGAACUAAGAAUAUAUACACAUUUUUAACAAGAACAAAAUGUUACUACGCGAAACGAUUCGAUUUUUUUCACAACAUCGAACACUUUAUUGUUAUUUGUGUUUAAGUCUAUGGAUUUUUCUAUUGAUAGCAGGCAUGUACAAAUACAUAAGUACAGCUGAUUCUCAAUCAAUAUUUAGUGCUCAUCAAUAUCAGCCGUUUGCCGUCGAGGAUGAAAUGACCAAAUUGAAAAAACUCCAAACCGAUUGUAAUCCAUAUCGAACAAUCGUACGAAAAGACGAUGGGGGGAUUUUCGACGAGUGGAAAUUACAAGGGGUUAUAAUGCUAACCCGACACGGUGACAGAGGUCCAAUGGCUCAUGUAAGAGGAAUAAAUACAAUCGAUUGUGGUGCUGGACGUCAAACAAACGUUCUUCUCAAUAAAUAUCGUACAUUUCUCUUAAACACAACGGUCAAUGCACCAGCUGGUCAUUACAUUUACAAUAAAAAUGGUCCAUUUCAUAAUUUCCCAUUGUUGCCUGCCUUCUCAAAAGCAUGUUUGCUUGGUCAAUUGACUUAUAAUGGAAUCGCUCAGAUGCUCCAAUUAGGUGAUCUUUUACGCAGUACAUACGCACAUUCAUUGGGUCUGCUGGGAAAACCAAUUUUAGCACCUAAGCUAUUGAAUACAACACAAUCCCAAACAACCUAUCCACCAGAGGAGAUUAUCAUUUAUUCAACACGAUAUCGUCGUACAUUUCAAUCAGCCAUGGCAUUGAUGUAUGCCUUUUUGCCGGAACGAUGGCUUUCGCUGAAUUUGCAAGAAUCACAUUCGUUGGCAUUCUGUUUUGCAGACUGUGCUUGUCCAAAGGCAGAUCAGUUAAGUAACUUAUUAGCCAAAGAGUUUGCACAGGAGUUGAAUAAACACCCAACGGUGGCGGCUGUUGUUCAAUGGAUUGGUUCGAACGUUUUACAAAAUCCAACACCGAAAAUGCAACCACUUGAAGUUCGUGAUGCAAUUUUAUCGUUAAUUUGUCAUAAUGCACAAUUACCAUGUCGACGAAGUGCACCGUAUUACAUGGGAACCACGGAUAAUGAUCGAACCACUGUCACAACAACCGAAUCAAAUGAUUUGAUUAACAUCGAUCAAGAUGAUAACAAUGUAAACAGUGCGGUGAAUAUGGUGCAAGGAGACAGUCAAUCGAAUCGUAUUAUUGAUCCAGAUUCGGAUGCAAUGGAUUCAGAAAUUGAAGGUUGUGUCGAAGCAAGCCAUGUCACCGCAUUAAUGUCAUACACACAAUGGCAGGGUAAACGAGAAGCACAACAUAAAUUAUCACGACAACAAGGUUUAUUACGUGCCUAUGGAUUAAUUCGCAAUAUUGUCAAUCACAUGCUCAAAAUUAUAUCCGAUAAUAAAGUGAAAUUUGUUUUAUAUUCGGGACAUGAUCGAACAUUUCAGUUUCUAUUGACAGCAUUAGGAAUAUUCAAACCAACGGAAAAUGGUCAUCUACCAAAAAUGUCCUAUUUUAUUCCGUACGCAUCGCGAAUUGCAUUUGAAGUUUAUAAAAGUGAUGCGGGUAAUGGUGACAAUGCAGAGUACUAUUUUCGUGUUAUUAACAACGGUCAAGAUAUAACACGAAUGAUUGAAUUUUGUGAAGGCGGCCGAAGUCUUCGUAUAAAUAAAAAUGCACGAGGCAGCAAAGCUGAUCUGUGUCCAAUUGAAAAUAUCAUCCGUUUCAUUCAUGAUGAUUAUUUCACACUGUUUAAUGCAACAAACCAAAAGGAUGCCUGCUCCAUGCAAAAGAAUAACGAAUUUUAAAAUAAAGUACAUUUCAAUUUUUCCGCAAUUUCAUAAAGACUUAAAACAAAAGAUUUCCA